Hyaena hyaena (striped hyena) is the source of this 1784-nucleotide messenger RNA. RefSeq names its product sphingomyelin phosphodiesterase acid like 3A (gene SMPDL3A). The coding region runs from base 125 to 1504 and encodes 459 amino acids. The record is from RefSeq and is a predicted model, not a curated record. Gene Ontology annotation, biological process: sphingomyelin catabolic process. The transcript is spliced from 8 exons. Gene Ontology annotation, molecular function: sphingomyelin phosphodiesterase activity. Lineage: Eukaryota; Metazoa; Chordata; Mammalia; Carnivora; Hyaenidae.
UUGCGGACUCUGCCCUCGCACGUGACUGCAGGGCGUCUACACCCUCACCCUACUUCUGCCUUCUCUCCACCCUCGGGUCAGACAGCCUCAGUCUCUCAGACCCGUGGCUUUGCUUUGACUCGUGAUGGCCCUGCUGGGCGCGCGCGUCUGCUGCCUGUUGGUCGCCCUGUGCGGCAGUCCCGGGCUCGGGCUGCCCCUGGCGCCCGAGAGUCCCGCUCCGGCAGUGGGACAGUUUUGGCAUGUGACUGAUUUACACUUAGACCCUUCUUACCACAUCACAGAUGACCACACGAAAGUGUGUGCUUCAUCUAAAGGUGCAAAUGCCUCCAAUCCUGGUCCUUUUGGAGAUGUUCUGUGUGAUUCUCCAUACUACCUUAUUUUGUCAGCAUUUGAUUUUAUUAAAAAUUCAGGACAAGAAGCAUCUUUCAUGAUAUGGACAGGGGAUAGCCCACCUCACGUUCCGGUGCAUGAACUCUCAACAGACACGGUCAUAAAUGUGAUUGCUAAUAUGACAACCACCAUCCAAAAUGCCUUUCCAGAUCUCCAGGUUUUCCCUGCACUGGGUAAUCAUGAUUACUGGCCACAGGAUCAACUGCCUGUGGUCACCAACAAGGUGUACAAUGCAGUAGCAAAUCUCUGGGAACCCUGGUUGGAUGAAGAAGCUAUUCGUACUUUGAGGCAAGGUGGCUUUUAUACACAGAAAGUUUCACCUAAUCUGAACCUUAGGAUCAUCAGUCUAAACACAAACUUGUACUACGGCCCAAAUAUCAUGACUCUGAAUAAGACUGACCCAGCAAAUCAGUUUGAAUGGCUAGAAAAGACACUGAACACCUCUCAGCAAAAUAAGGAGAAGGUGUACAUCAUAGCACAUAUCCCAGUGGGGUAUCUGCCCAAUUCAAGGAACACCGCAGCAAUGAGAGAAUUCUAUAAUGAGAAACUGAUAGAUAUUUUUAGAAAAUACAGCAAUGUCAUUGCAGGACAAUUUUAUGGACACGUUCACAGAGAUAGUAUUAUGGUUCUUUCUGAUAAAAAAGGAAGACCAGUAAAUUCUUUGUUUGUGGCUCCUGCUGUUACCCCGGUGAAGAGUGUUACAGAAACACUGACCAACAAUCCUGGCGUCAGACUAUUUCAGUAUGAUCUUCAUGAUUAUAAACUAUUGGAUAUGUUGCAGUAUUAUUUGAACCUUACAGAAGCAAAUCUAAAGGGAGAAUCUGAUUGGAAGCUGGAAUAUGUGAUGACUCAGACCUAUGACAUUGAAGAUUUGCAGCCCAAAAGUUUGUAUGCAUUAGCUAAGCAAUUUGCAAUCCUGGACAGUGAGCAGUUUAUAAAAUACUACAAUUACUUCUUUGUGAGUUAUGACACCAGUGCCAUUUGCAGUGGGAAAUGUAAGGCCAAUCAAGUUUGUGCUAUUACGAGUCUUGAUCAUAUUUCCUAUGUAGAUUGCCUCAAACAAUAUUAUAUAAAGCACUAUCCCAAGUACUUUACUGUUUCUGUUCAUAGAUAAUGUAACAUUGUUCUGUUAAUGAGAUCAGUUUGUGGUAACUGUUACAUAAAUCUUUGUGCGUUACUGAGUGGGCAAGCAGAAUUCUUAUCUUUGCUUUCUUUUUUAUAAUCUUCAAAUGUGGAUAUUUGUAACAUUCUACAUUUUCAUUAUAUUGAAUAUAUAACCGCCCAUUACAAGAAUGAUGUCUGGCUGUCAGUAUCCUAUCUUCCAGUUUAUAUAAUUAUAUCUAAUCUAUAUCUUUGUUGCAACUGUCAUUUAUAUAAUAAAGCAAAUGACUUCU